Messenger RNA from Galeopterus variegatus (Sunda flying lemur), 3923 nucleotides. RefSeq names its product histone deacetylase 5 (gene HDAC5). Gene Ontology annotation, molecular function: histone deacetylase activity. The transcript has 26 exons. Gene Ontology annotation, cellular component: histone deacetylase complex. Bases 246 to 3842 code for a protein of 1198 amino acids. Gene Ontology annotation, biological process: negative regulation of transcription by RNA polymerase II; chromatin organization. The record is from RefSeq and is a predicted model, not a curated record. NCBI's taxonomy places the organism in Eukaryota, Metazoa, Chordata, Mammalia, Dermoptera, Cynocephalidae.
CACCGGAUUCCGUGCAGACCGCGCUUCGCUGGACACCCCUUUCUUGGUACUCUGAGGGAUGCCGUUCUGAGUGCCUGACUGCCUCGCCCCGAAGGAUGGCCUCGGAUGGGCAUUAGAGGCACGGCGGCCCUGGGCUCCCGUCCCGUCCGUCUGUCUGUUAUCGUCUGUCUCUCUUGACAUCACCGCAGCUCCACCCCCUCCCGUCCCAGCCCCCAACGCCAGCUUCCUGCGGGCCCAGAGCCGGCAUGAACUCUCCCAACGAGUCGGCAGAUGGGAUGUCAGGCCGGGAACCAUCCUUGGAAAUCCUGCCACGGACUCCUCUGCACAGCAUCCCUGUGGCAGUGGAGGUGAAGCCGGUGCUGCCAGGAGCCAUGCCCAGCUCCAUGGGGGGUGGGGGUGGAGGCAGCCCCAGCCCUGUGGAGCUGCGGGGGGCUCUGGCAGGCCCUGUGGACCCCACACUGCGGGAGCAGCAAUUGCAACAGGAGCUUCUGGCGCUCAAGCAGCAGCAGCAGCUGCAGAAGCAGCUCCUGUUCGCCGAGUUCCAGAAACAGCAUGACCACCUGACCCGGCAGCAUGAGGUCCAGCUGCAAAAGCACCUCAAGCAGCAGCAGGAGAUGCUGGCAGCCAAGAGGCAGCAGGAGCUGGAGCAGCAGCGGCAGCGGGAGCAGCAGCGGCAGGAGGAGCUGGAGAAGCAGCGGCUAGAGCAGCAGCUGCUCAUCCUGCGAAACAAGGAGAAGAGCAAAGAGAGUGCCAUUGCCAGCACUGAGGUAAAGCUGAGGCUCCAGGAAUUCCUCUUGUCGAAGUCAAAGGAGCCCACGCCAGGCGGCCUCAACCAUUCCCUCCCACAGCACCCCAAAUGCUGGGGAGCCCACCAUGCUUCUUUGGACCAGAGUUCCCCUCCCCAGAGUGGCCCCCCUGGGACGCCUCCUUCCUAUAAACUGCCUUUGCUUGGGCCCUACGAUAGCCGUGAUGACUUCCCCCUCCGCAAAACAGCCUCUGAACCCAACCUGAAAGUGCGUUCGAGGCUAAAACAGAAGGUGGCUGAGCGGAGAAGCAGUCCCCUCCUACGUCGCAAGGAUGGGACGGUCAUUAGCACCUUUAAGAAGAGAGCUGCUGAGAUCACAGGUGCUGGGCCUGGAGUGUCAUCCGUGUGUAACAGUGCGCCAGGCUCCGGCCCCAGCUCUCCCAACAGCUCCCACAGCACCAUCUCUGAGAACGGCUUUACUGGCUCAGUUCCCAACAUCCCCACUGAGAUGCUCCCCCAGCACCGGGCCCUCCCUCUGGAUAGCUCCCCCAACCAGUUCAGCCUCUACACGUCUCCCUCUCUGCCCAACAUCUCCCUAGGACUGCAGGCCACGGUCACUGUCACCAACUCGCACCUCACCGCCUCCCCAAAGCUGUCGACGCAGCAGGAGGCCGAGAGGCAGGCCCUCCAGUCUCUGCGGCAGGGCGGCACACUGACGGGCAAGUUCAUGAGCACAUCCUCCAUCCCCGGCUGCCUGCUGGGCGUGGCGCUGGAGGGCGACUCGAACCCUCAUGGGCAUGCCUCCCUACUGCAGCACGUGCUGUUGCUGGAGCAGGCCCGGCAGCAGAGCACCCUCAUCGCUGUGCCGCUCCAUGGGCAGUCCCCGCUGGUGACGGGUGAACGCGUGGCCACCAGCAUGCGGACAGUGGGCAAGCUCCCACGGCACCGGCCCCUGAGCCGCACUCAGUCUUCGCCACUGCCACAGAGUCCCCAGGCCCUGCAGCAGCUGGUCAUGCAACAGCAGCACCAGCAGUUCCUGGAGAAGCAGAAGCAGCAGCAGCAGCUGCAGUUGGGCAAAGUGAGCCUGGGAGACCAAUGUCCUGGGGCCGUGCUGGGGCAGGACGCGGGAAAGCACCAGGCUGGCAGAAAGGGAGUGGGGGGCGCCACCCAGGCCCCCCCUGGGGCUGUGUGUCUGUCUUUUUCUGAUUCAUGUAGGAGAUGUGUAUGGGCUGGUGUCUGCUGGGAGAAUGGAGGGAAGGAUGGCCCGUCUGGGGUGCAGGCUGCGCAGCUGCUCCUCCUCCCAGCUGAUGUGCCCCCCAUGUUCUGCUCUCAGAUCCUCACCAAGACAGGGGAGCUUCCCAGGCAGCCCACUACCCACCCAGAGGAGACAGAGGAGGAGCUGACUGAGCAGCAGGAGGCCUUGUUGGGGGAAGGAGCCCUGACCAUGCCCCGGGAAGGCUCCACGGAGAGCGAGAGCACACAGGAAGACCUGGAGGAGGAGGAAGAGGAGGAAGAAGAUGAGGAGGACUGUAUUCAGGUCAAGGACGAGGAGGGCGAGAGUGGCACUGAGGAAGGGCCCGACUUGGAGGAGUCCAGUGCUGGUUACAAAAAGCUGUUCUCAGACGCCCAGCAGCUGCAGCCGCUGCAGGUGUACCAGGCACCCCUCAGCCUGGCCACUGUGCCCCACCAGGCCCUGGGCCGCACCCAGUCCUCACCUGCUGCCCCUGGGGGCAUGAAGAGCCCCCCAGACCAGCCCACCAAGCACCUUUUCACCACAGGUGUGGUCUACGACACGUUUAUGCUGAAGCACCAGUGCAUGUGCGGAAACACACAUGUGCACCCUGAGCAUGCUGGCCGGAUCCAGAGCAUCUGGUCCCGGCUGCAGGAGACAGGCCUACUUAGCAAGUGCGAGCGGAUUCGGGGUCGCAAAGCCACACUGGACGAGAUCCAGACAGUGCACUCCGAAUACCAUACACUGCUUUAUGGGACCAGCCCCCUCAACCGGCAGAAGCUGGACAGCAAGAAGCUGCUCGGCCCCAUCAGCCAGAAGAUGUAUGCCAUGCUACCUUGUGGCGGCAUUGGGGUGGACAGUGACACUGUGUGGAAUGAGAUGCACUCCUCCAGUGCCGUGCGCAUGGCGGUGGGCUGCCUAGUGGAGCUGGCCUUCAAGGUGGCUGCAGGAGAACUCAAGAAUGGAUUUGCUAUCAUCAGGCCCCCAGGACACCACGCAGAGGAAUCCACAGCCAUGGGAUUCUGCUUCUUCAACUCUGUAGCCAUCACAGCUAAACUCCUGCAGCAGAAGUUGAACGUGGGCAAGGUCCUCAUCGUGGACUGGGACAUUCACCAUGGCAAUGGCACCCAGCAAGCGUUCUACAACGAUCCCUCUGUGCUCUACAUCUCUCUGCAUCGCUAUGACAAUGGGAACUUCUUUCCAGGCUCUGGGGCUCCUGAAGAGGUUGGUGGAGGGCCAGGCGUGGGGUACAAUGUGAAUGUGGCAUGGACAGGAGGUGUGGACCCCCCCAUCGGAGACGUGGAGUACCUGACAGCCUUCAGGACAGUGGUAAUGCCCAUUGCUCACGAGUUCUCACCUGACAUGGUCCUAGUCUCCGCCGGGUUUGAUGCUGUUGAAGGACAUCUGUCUCCACUGGGUGGCUACUCUGUCACUGCCAGAUGUUUUGGCCACUUGACCAGGCAGCUGAUGACACUGGCAGGGGGCCGGGUGGUGCUGGCCCUGGAGGGAGGCCAUGACUUGACCGCCAUCUGUGAUGCCUCUGAGGCCUGUGUCUCAGCUCUGCUCAGUGUAGAGCUGCAGCCCUUGGACGAGGCAGUUUUGCAGCAAAAACCCAACAUCAAUGCAGUGGCCACACUAGAGAAAGUCAUUGAGAUCCAGAGCAAACACUGGAGCUGUGUGCAGAGGUUUGCCCCUGGUUUGGGCCGUUCCCUACGGGAGGCCCAAGCAGGUGAGACUGAGGAGGCUGAGACUGUGAGCGCCAUGGCCUUGCUGUCGGUGGGGGCCGAGCAGGCCCAGGCUGCUACAGCCCGGGAGCACAGCCCCAGGCCAGCAGAGGAGCCCAUGGAGCAGGAGCCUGCCCUGUGACACCCUGGCCCCAUCCCUCUGGGCUUCAGCAUUGUGAUUUUGUUUAUUUUUUCUAUUAAAAACAAAAAGUCACACAUUCAA